AUGUCUGUUCCGAGUAAAUCUAUUGAUAAAAAUAAACGUUUUGCUGGUGUUAAAGCAAAUGAUUUUGUAAACAAAACACGAACGAACGAAACGAGUCGAGCAGCUGCUCGUACUCAAGGAUGGACUAAUCUCGGAAAAAUUAGUAGUCGACGAAUACCACCACCGGCAAAUUUACCUAGUUUAAAAAGUGAAACAGGUGUUAAUCCAGCAUCAUUUGAUCCAACAAUACCUACUGGUACUAGUCAUGGAUGGACAGCUAGUGGAAAUCAAACACCUACAAAUCUCGCUAAUAAUCAAACGCGUCCAUUAACACCAUCUAAACAACCAACACAACAACAACUUGAUUCAUUACCUGCUCAUACAAUAACAUCAGCACCAUCACAACAACAAACAUCUUCUUCACUAUCAUCUGAUAAUGAUAAACCUCGUUUACCAGCAACAUGGAGUACAGUUACAGCUGGUCAUACGAAUGAUCAACCACCAAAUUUACUUGGUCUAAAUGAUUUUCCACGUUUAGCUACACAAGAUAAUAAAAAUGUUAAAUCACCAUCCGAUUCAUUGAUUGGUUCAAUAUCAUCAACAACAUCACAAGGACCAAGUUUUCGACCAGCUAAUUUAGCAUCUUGGAAAGAAGGUGGUGGUCGUGCUCAACCAUUAUCAAAUGAUUUAACUAAAGAUUCAAACGAUAAUAAUAAUAACAAUAAUAAUAAUCUAUCUAAUUUAUCUAUGCAGUCACAAUUAUUAUCAACAAAUACAAAUACGAAUACGAAUUUAGUUCAAUCACAAAUGCAAAAUACAAAUAAUCCAUCAUAUAUGCGAAUGUAUCAACAACAACAGCAACAGCAGCAGCAACAACAACAACAACAACCACAAAUGUGGUCAUAUAAUGUGGGUAAUUCUUAUGGGUCGUAUGGAACAAAUCAGGCACCUGGACCAAUACCUAUUCAUCAGUUACAUCAUCAACAACAACGUGUAUCAUCAUAUGGUAAUAAUAAUCAACAACAACGUAUGAAUAAUUCAUCAGAUUAUAAAACACCAACAAUUUUACGAAAUAAAGAUAUCGAUGAUCUAUCAAAAUUAACCGAUAAUGUCACAUGGGCAAGUGCAUCUCAGGAAGUUAAUUAUGAAGAGAAGAUUCGAUUUAGUGAUGAUGAAGAUAAUGAUAUUAAUGAUAAUAAUAAUAAUAAUAAAUCUCGUAGAUUUAGUAAUUCUCAACAACAAUCAAGACAACCAUAUCCUCAAGUUUUACAAAAUAAUAAUCGUUCAUCACAUUCAAAUUACUCUCAACAACAGCAACAACAAACAUCAGGUUCACGUUCACGUUUAUUACAGGAUGAUGAACAUGUUAAACAAAUGCAAGAUGAUAAAAAUUCUGAAUUAAUUAAUACAUUAACUGUUGCUAAACAACGACGUGAUGAACAAGAACGUAAUCUACGUGAUACAUUACCACAUCGUUCAGCAACAUCAACAUCUACUAAUAUUCAAAAAACACAUGAUGAUCAAAAACAAAUACCUGGUUAUCAAACACGACCAUUAAUUACAUCAACUGGUCAAGAUAAUUUACCUUCAUCACAAAUCGAUUCAACAUCAUCAUUAUGGGGACAAUCAAAUAGUGGAACAUCAGGAGUGACAGCAACAUCUCGUACACGUCAUGAUACAACAGAUAGUCAAGCAUUUGCAAUGAAAAGUUGGUCGGAUCAAAUGGAUUCUUUCAAUUAUGCGUCAUUACAUGAAAAAUCCGGUGUAGAUACUGAUGAUCAUAAUGAUGAUACAACAAUUGCAGCUUCUAGUGGACCAUCUGUAUCACAUAAAUAUAGUCGAUCUCAUAGUGAAUCAAGUACUCAAUCUCAGACUGAUACACGGACAACAGCAAAUCGAUCAAAACACUUUCCAGUAGUAAAUCGUAGACAACCAAAACCGAGCAUUAAUUUAUCAAAAACAUCAGCAAAUAAUUCACGUUUUAAAACAAAACCUGCUGAUGUUAUUGAUUAUUUUGAAAAUAAUGAACAACAAAUUAAAUCUAAUGAUCAAUGGGCUGAUAUUGAAGAAUCAAAUUAUACAUCAAAUAAUCGUUAUCAGCAACAUUAUUCUACUGAUCGACGUCGUCAUCCACAACAACAGCAACAACAACAACAACAACACCAAUCUACAGAUGAUCUAUCACAAAAAUCUAAUCGUUAUAAUGAACAAACAAAUGAUUAUAAUCGAACUAAACAAACAUCAAAAAUACGAUCAAAUGUAACUCGUCCAUCAGAUGUACCAGUAUCAUCAUCAUCGUCAUCAACAACAACAAAACAAGAAAAUAAAACUGUAACUAAAACUCAAGCACCAUGGCGUGCAUUAUCACCUACAAGACCGAUUGAUGUAAAUGAUCCAACACCACAAGAAGCAAUUUCAUAUAAAACACAAACAAAAACAAAUGAUACUAAUGAUCGUCGUCAAUCAGCACCAGCUGAACGUAAAACACGAUAUACAGCAACACCAACACCAAUCAAUACUUCAUCAAUUCCACCAUUAAUGAGUGUACGAUCUGAUGUACCGCCAGUACCAGUUUCACAAACAAAUUCUUCAGCAACAUCAAAACAUUAUAAAACAUCCAAUCAAUCUCAAAGACAAGAUUAUAAUAAUUCACAACAUUAUUCUCAACGCAAUGAUUUUUAUAAUGAAACAAAUGAUUCAGCUUGGGGUAAUGAUGAUGAUUAUUAUGAAGAUGAAACAGGUUAUUAUGAUCAAAAUAUGCAAACACAUCAACGUCAUCAACAACAGUCAAUGGGUUAUCAUUCGCAUCCACAUCAUCGUGGUUAUACAACUUUAGGUUCGUAUGGACGUUAUCGACGUGGUGGAACACUUCGUCAUCAACAACAAUAUACUCCUUAUACGACUACUAAUACAUCAAAUACAGCAUCAUCACAACUUAAUACAAGUACAGGAUCAAAAACUAAAAAAACUCUAGUAAAUCGAAUGACACCAGCAGCAACAACAACAACUACGAAUAAUAAAAAAACAAAUGAAUCAUCUGAACAGAUAUUAACAACUGUGGAACCUUCAAAAGUUGUUCCUGAUGAAAUAAUAAAGAAACCAUCGCCAUGGGCAAUUGAAGCAAAACCAUCGAUUGUAGAAGAAAUACCAAUAAUUAAAACAAUUGAAACUCCUUCAAUUCCAAUAGCACCAGUUAUUAUUGAAAAAUCGAAUGAUAUAAUAAGUUCAAUAACUGAUCUAACUAAAAAUGAUAAUGAUUCCACUUUUGUUGAACAAUCAGAAUUAGAUUCAACAAUAACAAAUAAAAAACCUACAACUAAUAAUACUCAACGAAAAACAACAAAAGAUCAACAAAACUAUUAUCAAGAUCAACGUUAUCAAAAUCAACAAGCACCGCGUCAUAGAAAUAAUUAUGCACGUGAAAUGCAAGAAUAUGAAUCAAUGCAAAUGAAUACUCAUAAUUAUUAUGGUACCAAUCGUCGAACAACACGAGGUGGUCGUAAUGCACGCAUGCAAGAUUUAUCCGGUGGUUAUUAUUACGAACAUCCUCAACAACGUUAUAAUAGCCGAUAUAAUUAUUCGAAUGAGCAUUAUCAACAACAUCCAACACGUACAUCAAAUAAAACUACAAAACGUGGUGGUUCAUCAUCAAUAACUGAUCGUCAACAGAGUAAACAAAAAACGAAUAGUGGAAGUAAUAGUACUUCUAUUAAUAUUGGUCAUCAAUCUGUAAGUGAUAAUGAACAGAAAGAAGGUGAAGAAUGGGAAACAGCAUCAGAAUCAAGUGCUAAUAUGCGUAAUAGUCAUCAUGAUAAUAACCAACCAACAGUUAAAUCAAUAUCAAAUGAAACAAAACCAACUACUCGUGAUCGAACACCCCCAAAAAAGAGUUUUUCCAGUCAAAGACCGUUAAGUGCUCGUUAUAAUGAAAGUGGUGCUCAUCGUCGUGCUUAUAAUUUAUAUGAACGUGGAAAUAAAACAUCUCGAGGUAUUACUACUCAUCGUACAAGUCGUUUAUCAACAAAUCAAAAACAAAGUUCACCACAAAAAAAUGAUGGAGAAAAUUUAACUACAAGACAAACAUCAAUAAAUAAAAAAGAUCAACAUCGUCAUUCACUUGAUGGUUAUGAUUUAAAUAACGUUGCAGGUGUUGUUAAAAUUGAAACAUUACCAGCUGGUGCACUAGAAGAAGAAAGUACAGCAUUUGAUGAUGGUGGAGAAGAAUUCUGUGUUGUUAUGUCAAAACGUGGACGAAAAGAACAAAAAGCAGCACAAUUAUCUAAGCAAAAUGCUAUUGAAUCAACUAUUAUACCUAAUGAACCAAUCACAAAAGCAAUAUCAAUCGACAAUAAUGACGAACAACAAACAAAUGAAAAAUCUACUAAUGAUGAUAAUCAAACAAAUUCAACUCGUGCUCGAAAUGGUAAAUCACUUCCACCACGUUUUAAUAGUAAAUCUACAACACGUCAACAUAAUACAAAAACUGAUCAUCAAAAUUCUUCAAUGUAUUAUUAUGAUCAAAAUUAUUAUUAUUAUGAUCAAAGUCAAUAUUAUGAUGAGAAUUCAUAUUAUAAUUAUGGAAAUUAUAAUCAAUCAUCUCAUCGACAACCAUCAACACGUCGUAAACAACCACGUAAUCAACAACAACCAGAAACAAAUGUAGUAGAUGAACAAUUAAUUGAAAGAAAACCUGAAACAAUUAUACCAGAAAAAAAUCAUUCAAUACCAUCAAAUGUUAUGUCAAAUAUUCAAAUGUGGGAUCCACAUACAGAUAGUACAAUAUCCAAUUCGAGUAAAUUAAUUGAAAAACCAACACAUGAUCGAAAAUUCGGAAAUGAAAUAGUUCCUUCAUCGAAUGAUGCAUCAUUACCACUUCAUCAACGAACAGCAACUACACUUACUACUCAUUCACCAGUAUCAAAGACGAAUGAAACUAUUGCACGAACAAUAAAACCACCUGGAACAGAUAAUAAAUCUGAUCGAGAUAAUAAAACUAAAUCUACUAGUUACGAAAAGAAUGAUACUAUAUCAUCAUUAGGUUCGAAUCAAUUAUUUGAAAAGAGUACAUUUUUGGAUUAUGAUGAUAAACAAUCAAUUGGUACAGUUGGUGAUGAUUAUAAUCAAAAAAUCAAUUCACUUAAAACUAUUUGGGAUAUAUCAGAUCAUCCAAGUCGACAAUUAGAACAAACAAUAAAUACAAUGGUUGCAAUGCAGCAACAACAGAAACAAGAUAUUAAUGUUCAAUCUAAUAGUUCGACUAAAAAUGAUAAUUAUGUUCCAGAAACAAUUCCUACAUCAUCAACAAAUAUUUCAGGUGCGAAUACAAAUGUUUCAUCAACAGCAAAUGAUGAUGGAAAUAAUAAAAAUUCUACAUCUACUGGUAAUUUACAAUCAACUGGAUCGUCAUCAACUAUUAAUCAACCAUCAACAUAUUCAACUACAACUGGUUCGAAUAAAAAUGAACAAAAAAAUAUUUGCACUGUAAAACCAACUCAACAAGUAGCACCAAAUAUUCAAGAUCAAGUGGAUGUGAGUGCUUAUCAAACUUUUCCAGCUCCUCCUUUACAACCACCAAUGUCACAAGCAUCAUUACAACAACAACAGCAACAACAUAUGCUUCCACAAUCACAAGUUAAUCCAUUACAUCAACAACCUUCAUAUCAAUUCUAUGAAAGUAUUUUGCCACCACCUCCUCCACAACAACAACCACCACCACAGCAACAACAGCAAUUUAAUCGAUAUCCACCACAAAACUUUCCGUAUCGAAAUACAAAUGUUUAUAUGCAAGCACCACCAAAUGUACCAAAUACAAAUUCAAUGUAUCAUCAUACACAACAAGGUUCGAUUUCUGCUCCACCACAAAAUAAUGCUAUGCCACCUCUACCACCACCUCCAAUGUCAAGUUAUCCAUCUCCGUUUCUAGUUGAUCAUGGUGGUCAUAUGAUAAGUCAACCACAACCACCACCACCACAAGGAUAUAUGAAUAAUCAAAUGAUGUCUGGUCGACCACAAGGUGGUCCAUUCUAUCGAACUCCACCACAACAACAAUUACAAACACCACCUGGAGCACCUUAUGGUACUCAAGAUCCACUAGCACAUGGCGGAUAUUAUCCACCAUUCUUUCAACCACCAAAUUCAAAUCCUCCACCUACUGGACAUCCAUCAGGCCAUAAUUUAUAUGGACAAAAUGAAGGGUUUCAUCCACCUCAUCCACCCAUGUUUACUCGUGGUGGUUCAAUAGAUCGUGGUGAUCAUCCUCUAAUGUCUCAACCAUUAUCUCGUCCUACAAACUAUUCUUCCACAUCAUCAAAUCAACAACAACAAGGUCCACCACCAUCUUUAUUAUCUCAAAAUUUCAAAUCAUAUCCUACAAAUCAACAACAAUCAUCAUCAUCAAAUCAAGCACAAUUCUAUCCACCACCGCCUAAUCAAUAUACUCGGCAACCUGUGCCUAUAGGUGCUAUGAAUACAACAAAUAAUCGUCCACAAAAUCAACCAGUACCGAGUUUAAUGAGUGGUUUAAGUAAAAACUUUUCAAAUAAUGGUAAUAAUCUUAAUAACACACAAUCAUUAUUUCAACAUCGACAACCAUUACUACCUCCACAAUCGAACAAUAAUCGUCCUUUGUAUCAACAACAACAACAACAACAUCAUACACAAUAUUCGACAUAUUCAAAAUCAAAUGGUCCGAAUGAUGAUAAUGUUAAACCAAAACAUAUCUAG
Messenger RNA from Adineta steineri, 6702 nucleotides. The record is from the annotation of a GenBank genome assembly. Lineage: Eukaryota; Metazoa; Rotifera; Eurotatoria; Adinetida; Adinetidae.